This is a messenger RNA of Trichobilharzia szidati, 4291 nucleotides long. Lineage: Eukaryota; Metazoa; Platyhelminthes; Trematoda; Strigeidida; Schistosomatidae. The record is from the annotation of a GenBank genome assembly.
CUGCUAUAGUGUAGAGUCACCCAUUGUCUUUCAAUCUCUGUUACUGUACUGGAAAUUUCUUAUUCAUAAUAUCACCACGGGAUCUGUCGUCUUAGGAAGCAAAAUGAAGAGAGGUUACAUUUAAGUAUUUUACUGAGGGAGAUUUAAAGUUGCGUCGCAACGUGUUGUUUCAGUUGCCAGGUGGAAAAGACGGGUGCGGGGCAGUCAUGCCAUAACGUUACGCCGUCGGUGGGAGGAUAGUUGUGCUGGGUUAGUUGAUGCUGGUGCGUCAAGACUCCCAUGGUGGACUGUAAUUGGUCAUCAGAAUCAGUAAUUCAAGGCGUUAUGAGAAAUGAUUGAGGAUCGAAGUCAGUGACCAACAUGCUACAGUCUCCUACGUUUUCAUCUUUUUGUAAAUAACAUGUAGUAAUUAACUGUCUUUUGAAUGUUUUUGAUAAAUGAUAAAUGGACUUUUUGGUAGAAAUGGACGAUGAGUUAGAUUAUAAUGAAAGCGAAUCACCAAUAACUGUGAUGAAGCGUACCGGAGAUACAAAAUCUUCACAACCACACGUUAAGUCAUUACAACAUUCAAAUGAAAAAACCCGUCAUGUUGUUGUUUCACCUCGAGAAGAAGGCGAAGCUUAUUCAGAUGAUGAGAAUGAUUCUACAGCAGCAGCAGGAGAAUUAAAACGGGACUAUGCGAGUAAACAGUCAACAGCUCAAGUCGAUAAAGAAGAAGGUGAAGCAUCCAGUGAAGAAGAUCGUCGUUAUGAUCAUCGUUAUGAUUCAAAGCGUGAAAAAAUAAGCACCAGUAAACAAAAGCAUUCUUCAGAAGUUACAAAUUUAACACUUGACGAAAUCCAGUAUCGUAGUCGUCUACAUGAACGAUAUGAACGCAGAGAACGUGAAGGAAAACGAUUGCGGAGUGAUAAAGACACAGAGGCCACAGUGUACGACACACAUCGUACAGCAUACUUCAAUGAAGAAUCGAAUUCCAGUAGUGGUGACAGGGAAGAUGUCAAGUCAAGUAUGAAAGUAGAUGAUUCAGAAGUUGGUAGAAAACAUCAGUCCAUUAAAGCACAAGAUAUAAGACAGAAAGAUAAAUCUCCGCCUCAAGAUAGUCGAAGUUUUAAAGUAAUACAAAAAGAACGCGAGGAAUACAGUUUAAAGUAUAGUCAAAGUCAGACAAGCUUUUCAAAAUAUGAUACUGUUCUAUCCUCAACUUCUCAGUCAGUACCGACUGCUUUAUCGGACAAACUUAUUGGAUCAGAAAAUCUUUAUACAUCAGCUGAACUGAAUCAUUCCCCAAUUGAGGUGUCAAAAAAGUCUAAAUCAAAAAAAUCAAAACGAGAACGCAAAGAUAGAGAGAAAGAGUCCUCAAAGAUACGAGGCGAUGAUAUCCCGUCGAAGUAUAGUAAAAAAGAAAGCAAACAGCGUAAAGUACACUCGUCGUCGACAACGAGUGAAUUAGACUAUACUACUACUAAAUGGGGCGAGUCAGAUCAAAAGUAUGGAAAGAUGAUAUCAAGUGCUGUUCGUCAUGAUCGACUACAUUCAGGUAUGCAGCAGCAACAGCAGCAUAGUCGUUCUGGUUCACUUGAUUCAAUCUCCUCUAAUUCAUCACAGAUGAGCAAAGCUUCCGGUGAUUCGUCUUCGUCGUCUUCACAUUCAUCGCCUACUGUACAUCGUAAAUCUUCAUCAGUAGCUAGUGCUCAUCACCACCAUCACCAGCAUUCAUCUUCUCAGAUACCAUCAUCAUCAUAUGAUCGUGAUACCACAGCAGCGUAUGAUCAUCGUCGACAUCAUCGCCAUCAUAGUAAACGACGUUAUCAUCGAGAGACCAGGGAAACAGCGCCUCCACCAGAAGCGAAUCGCCCUUAUAUUGGUCCAAAUCAAAUAUCAGUUAAGAUAAAACAUAAGCAUAAAUCAGAUAAACGAGAAACGUUGACGACGACAGCGGUAGCCGCAGCAGUAGACAAUAAUUAUACGACAAAUUUAUCAUAUAAACGUGAAAAAAUAUCACAGGAUAUUGAAAGUCAUCAAGAUAUUCUAACUGAAGAAUCUUACAGGCAUCAUAAAAAGAGUAAAUUAUCAAAGAAUACUGAAGUUGAAGCAAGUGGCAGUAGGCAUAAAAAACACUCAUCGAAGAGGUCAAAGUCAAAAGAACGUCGAUCAUUAUCACAGAAAUUAUCUGCAUCUGAACAGACUAGUCGACAUCACCGGUCAUCAAAACGUGAAGUUGGUCAUGAUGAACGCUAUUCAGAAGAAAGUGAAUUAGACUCGGCAAAUACUAAAGAAGUAAAUCCUGAUGUUAGCGAUAAACUGGUGAGCAGUAAAAUCAAAGAUACUACUAAUACAUCAUCAUUCCCAUCUGGAAGUAAUAAACAAAAUAUUGUUGAAGGUGGUGAAACAAAAGGCAGUGGAAGUUUUAGUCGGUUUCCGCCACGACCACCACGAUUACCACAGUAUCCAGGUUAUUCAGAAUCUUCAUCUGAAUCUGAUGACCUUGGCGUCGGUGUGCCUGAUAAUCCCUUUAUGCAUAAUACUGCUAUUAGUAAUAAUGGUGCUGAUAGAAAAAUGGAUGUUGACGCUGAUGAAGACAAAUACAAAGAUUUCCGUGAUGAUGAUGAUGAGGGUGACGGUGGCGGCAAUAAUGCUAAGAUAGAUUCGCCUGAAAAUAGUAAACCACCUGGAAAGCCGUUCUAUUUUCCGUCUAUACAAGGUUGCCGAUCAGUUGAAGAAUUUGAAUGCCUUAAUCGUAUUGAAGAAGGCACCUAUGGAGUUGUCUAUCGUGCUCGUGAUAAAAAAGUCAAUGAAAUUGUUGCAUUGAAACGUUUAAAAAUGGAAAAAGAACGUGAUGGUUUCCCGAUCACUUCACUACGUGAAAUCAAUAUGUUAAUGAAAGCUCAACAUGAGAAUAUUGUUACUGUACGUGAAGUAGUUGUCGGCAGUAAUAUGGAUAAAAUAUAUUUAGUCAUGGAUUAUGUAGAGCAUGAUUUAAAAUCGUUAAUGGAGGUUAUGAAUGGUCCAUUCAGUGUUGGUGAAGUGAAGUGUUUACUUGUACAAUUAUUACGUGCAGUUGGUCAUCUACACGAUAAUUGGAUAUUACAUCGUGACUUGAAGACAUCGAAUCUUUUAUUAAGUCAUCAAGGAAUCUUAAAGGUAGGCGAUUUCGGGUUAGCUCGGGAAUAUGGUUCUCCGCUUAAACACUAUACUGAAGUUGUUGUCACCUUAUGGUAUCGAGCACCGGAAUUGUUAUUAGGUGCAAAACAAUAUUCUUGUCCAAUAGAUUUAUGGUCCGUUGGUUGUAUUUUCGCUGAAUUCCUACUACAACGACCAUUAUUCCCUGGGAAAGGAGAAAUCGAUGAGUUGAAUAUUAUUUUCCGUGAUUUAGGCACGCCAACUGAGCGAAUAUGGCCGGGUGUAUCCCAGUUGCCUGGGAUUAAGAAAUGCGUUUUUACAGAAUAUCCAUAUAAUCAACUAAGACGAAGAUUCACAGAGAAACAAAUUUCUGAUCAAGGAUUUGAUUUACUAAAUAGUUUUCUAACCUAUUGUCCAGAAAAACGAAUUACUGCUGAAAAAGCGUUAGCUCAUCCCUACUUCAAUGAACGUCCUCGUGCUAUUCAUCCAUCAAUGUUUCCAAGUUGGCCAGCAAAAUCUGAAGGUGGUGUUGCUGUGAAAAAAUCUUCACCUCGACCACCAGCUGGUGGUGGUGCUUUGGCAGCAGCAGCAGCUGCUGUAGCCGCUGCAGCAGCAGCCGCGGCUGCAGUAUCUUCCUCCGUCGGUGCCGGUGGUGGUGGUGGUGCGGGUAGUCGUAUGCGAUAUCAACCUCCAGCACCGCCUAUGGGUGGUCAAAGAUUCUACAGCAGUAUGGCUGAUUCUCGUCCUAGUACGGCGAAUCGUGGUGGUGGUACACUUGGUUCAGGUGAUGCUUUUUCCACUGGCGGUGUAGAUAAAGGAUUUUUGUUGAGGUUUUGAAUUGCAGUUAUUAUUAUUAUUAUCAUCAUCACCAUGAUCCAUUGUGUAGUAUAUUCCUACUUCUCUUCAAUAUUUUAACUCCUUUGUACAGAGAAAACACAGCAACUUUAUGCUCCGAUUUUGUACUUUAAUUCUAUUGUAAAAUAUAUAUUCAAGCUUACUUUUCUCAUACUUUAUUGUUUUAUUUUUUUGUUGAAUGCAAAUUUCUGUUGUUACGAUUGCAUGUGAAAUGUUGUGGUGCAGUGUAAUUAUUCUUUGAUUGGACAAUAGUUAGUAACUGGUGUAAUGUGUCUAGUCCUUUGGUUUUGCUGCAAAAUGAAUUCUAUCAGUCAAG